Aspergillus nomiae NRRL 13137 is the source of this 1458-nucleotide messenger RNA. RefSeq names its product F-box domain protein. The transcript is spliced from 4 exons. Gene Ontology annotation, molecular function: protein binding. Bases 1 to 1458 code for a protein of 485 amino acids. The record is from RefSeq and is a predicted model, not a curated record. Lineage: Eukaryota; Fungi; Ascomycota; Eurotiomycetes; Eurotiales; Aspergillaceae.
AUGGAUCCCGAAGUACAGGGUAUCCUCACUCGGUUCAAGGAUUUAAAGUCUACCUCUGCUCGCCGAGCUGUGUACCAUCUGCUUCUGGAGCAGAUGCACCCUUAUGAAUGGCGUGAUGUGCGUGAUCGCAUGAACCAAGUUUCCUUUCAAAAAGACAUCCUGGGCAGUCUGCCUACCGAGGUUGCUGUGCAAAUUUCUAGAUAUCUGGAUUUGUCAGAAAUCCAUAUUUUCCGAAGAGUCUCCAAGCGAUGGAAUUGUCUACUAUCCUCCACGCUAUUCCGUGAUGCUGUGUGCCUUCGAUAUGUCGGACACAACUGUAGAUCCGUUACACUAGAUUCGCCAGAUGCAUUCACACGAUAUGCCAAGCAGCGUAUUCGUUUGGAACGUGGACAGCCGAUCUCUAAAGUCCUCAACCGUCCGUAUUCUCCAAGGUCAAAUGCGGCAGGCUUAGUUGGUCUUGACUUUUCUCAUGGAAGCUAUGCAUGGAUUGAAGACGCGAUGGUCUAUGUCCAUAACCUCCGUUUGAAUACGACUCAGAGCUUCUGCACAGAAAACAGAGAUACAUUUACUGCAUUACGCGUUUCUGAAUCCAUUAUAGCAGCUAUAACAUUGCAUGGAUUCUGUCAUGUCUGGAGCCUUCAAACCAACGAUUCGGCGUACUUCCGACUGCCAUCGCUGCACUGGAAAUGCUUUGUUGUUCGCAAUAUGAAUGUCGCCAUGGCGUUCAAAAGCACCACGGCCAGCGGGUCGGAGUGUAUUAUACACUGGCAGUUUGACAGUCGCAUUACUCAUACGUUUAAUAUCGCAAACAAAAUAGCAUAUAUAGACAUGGUCCCUACUGCAGGUACUUUGAUAACGGUUCACCUCGAGGAAACCGUGGGUCCUGAUACUUCCAUUGCACAAUUGCGUGUCAAUAAAUAUUCACUCAAGGACACUGUUGCCAUGCGCUCCCCAUCUUUUACGGUGGCACUAAGCUCAAUUGCAGACCCAGCCUGGCAUGUGGAGAUAGAUGACACUUUGUCCUCCACAUUUGGAAAUGCGAUGGGGAUCUUAACAUUCGGGCGAGGUGAUUGUCUAACAGAAACGCCCGGUGAUAUUGCCGCCAUCACUUACAAUCAAGAAACUGGCAGCGUUAGCGUAAAUGUGGUGUCUACAGAGAAUACGCCGUUCAUCCCUAUAUGCAUGGCAUAUGUUGAUAGUAACAUCCUUUACUAUGUCAAGAACGACAAUGGUAAACCCGAGAUCUGGAUUUCCAAUCCAGAUGCCAGAAUCGCCCACCGCCCUGCCAGGUGUAUCAAUCCCCAGUUGCCUCGGGAGGCGUCAAAUAGAGUCUAUUCGCAUGGGACUAAUUUCACACUCAGAGGAGAUCGUGACUUCAUUUUAAUGGUUGAUCAGAACGGACUGAAAGUUUGGUGUUUUAACGACAACAUAAGUCUAUCAGGCGCCGUUCCAUUAUAA